AUGGAUUCAUAUCUUAAUGAGAGUCAUAUUGAUGAAAAUUCACCACUAUAUUUCUCUUCACCAGCACAAACAAACCACAUAGAGUGGACUUUUGAGGAGAACAAGUUGUUUGAAAACGCGAUUGCUGAGUGCAAACUUGAUUCUCCAGACUUAUUUCAAACAAUUGCUUCAAAGGUUCCUGGAAAAACAAUUCAACAGAUCAAAGAACACUAUGAAGCUCUUGUUGAGGAUAUCGAGAUGAUUGAAUCGGGUUGUGUUCCAUUGCCAGAUUAUAAAACCACCAACAAUGAUAGGGACCUGAGUGUUUCUACUCAUCAGCAAAGGAGGAAAGGAGUUCCUUGGACUAAGGAAGAACAUGAGAAAUUUCUUCUUGGUUUAGACAUGUUUGGUAAAGGGGAUUGGAGAAGCAUUUCGAGGAAUUGUGUAUUGUCUAAGACCCCAACACAAGUUGCAAGCCAUGCACAGAAGUACUUCAUCCGCCUCGAAAAGUCAUCGGCCGCCUCAAAAAGCGCCACAUCCACGGCCAUGGCCACCUUACAUUCCGAUCAUUGA
Messenger RNA from Ilex paraguariensis (yerba mate), 552 nucleotides. The record is from the annotation of a GenBank genome assembly. NCBI's taxonomy places the organism in Eukaryota, Viridiplantae, Streptophyta, Magnoliopsida, Aquifoliales, Aquifoliaceae.